GUGUUCACAAAUGGUUAACCCGGGGGUCGGGACUCUGGAGACUCUGUUUCUCCCCUCGGUAUGACAUCACUGCUGGACAAAGCAGCAGCAACAAGGAGUGGUUUCUGUUGAAGAGAAGCGUCCCAGAUCAAUGGAGCAGACACUGAAACACACCAUAUACAGCUUCAUCCGCCGUCAAGACAGCAGAUCUAGUAGUAGUGCUUUGUCUUAAAGAGGAAUGAACUACUCUACUGGGAAAUAAAACACGUCGGCUGUGCUGGACGGAGAGAAGAGAAGAGAAGAGAAGAGUCAGCGCCGCUGGAUGGUUUUCUAAGUUUCGCCCUCCUAUAACAUGCGCUGUGUCUGAAGAUGUUGACCUGCAGUUCGAAUCCAACCUGGAAGACAAUGCUGUCCCUCCUGCUGCCCGCAAUUCUGGCCGUCCAAGCUAUGGCCGUGUUGGAAGUACACGUCCCGGAGCUGCCAGUGGUGGCGCUGUACGGCAGGGAUGCCGCGCUCAACUGCUCCUUCAGCCACGCCAACCCCUUCAACUUGACUGAUCUGAGCGUCUUCUGGCAGCUGACAGACACCAAACGCAGUGUGCACGCGUACUUCGAGGGACGCGACCAGCUGGUGGACCAGGCCGAGAGAUUCGCCAACCGUACCAGCCUGUUCCCCGCCCAGCUGGGCCUGGGCAACGCAUCUCUCGUGCUGAGCAGGGUGGUGGUGGCUGAUGAAGGCAGCUAUACCUGCUUCGUCAGGGUGCAGGACUACGGCAGCGCUGCUCUGAUGCUGCAGGUGGCCGCCCCCUACUCCAAGCCUGUCGUGACUUUGGCGCCUGAAUCCAACCUGCGACCGGGCGACGAGGUGGCCCUGACUUGUGUGGCCUACGGCGGUUAUCCCGAAGCUGGCGUGAUAUGGCAGGAUGGGGGUGGGCGCAACCUGACGGACAACAUCACCACUUCACUGGUGGCCAACGAGGAAGGGCUGUUCGCUAUGACCAGCGUGCUGACGGUUGUGCUGGAGCCAAACAGCACCUACAGCUGCGGACUGAUCAAUCCACUACUGGGCGAGGAGGGCUACGCCUUCGUCACGAUCACAGGUCAGAACAUCGCGUUCCCCCCGGUGGCUCUGUGGGUAACUGUUGGCCUGGCCGUGUGUCUGCUGGUGCUGCUCAUUGCCCUGGCUGCUGUCUGCCGCAGGAAGAUCAAGGAGAGCUGCGAGGAGGCCAGGAGAGAAGCUGAAGAGGCCAAGGAACUGGAAGAAGAGGAGUCAAAGACAGCCAUGACACUACUGUCAAGCUAAGGCCAAGAGAAUAAAGGAGUCGGGGCCAAACGGCGGGUAGGAGAUGAGUCUGGCGGGUAAUCCCAUCCAUCCAUCCAUCAACCUGGAGACUAUUCCCAGCGUCCCCUACAGAACGUCAAAGCCUCGCUGCGCAGAAGAUGAGUCCAUCAUCUUCUUUCUAAGACUUUCCCCCGAGUUUCCAUCAAAACACAUAAACACAUGAUGUGCCAUUAUUUUUCUAUUGCCCCCGCUCCCUUUUUCUGUCAAUGGACGGUCGUGACGGCAGUGAGCGAACACAGCUGAGUGGGUCGUUCUGUGCGGUAUGCAAAAGAGAGGCUCUCUUUGAAAACUACAGGAUGUGACAGGAUCCCUUCUCUGUCGCUGACAUCACUCUGUAUGGGUUGUGAUGGGGCAUGUGCCAGAGAUCUCCUGUCUAAUAGGAAGUGAGACACUUAAAGAGAUGACCCUGCCUCAGUUGCCAUCGCUGUCUCUCUGCCGGAAAGAGAGCUCGGCUCUCGCAUUACUCCUGCACUUGCUAAUUAGCGUCUGUCGCUGGAGUAACUUGUACCUGUCAGUGUGUGCCGCUCUCCUAUAUUCAGUAACUUGAGGGAAUUGAAAUUGAAUGCCAGCUAAGCUCCAACAAACUGCAAAUGGUGCAUGGGAUACACCCUGAUUUCCUCACUGACCUGACAGCCUUAUAUGUAAGAAAUUGUUUUUAAUGAACACAGAGUAUCUCAGCUAGUUUCUACUGCUGGUGUGGGAUGUUUCAUCUUUUACAGACUAGGGGGGCCAUGCUGGUUGUUUAUUGCAUUUUUUUUAGGUACUCGAGCAAGUCCCCGUGCCAUAUGUCCAUAUGUAUGAAUGCCAAAGCCAUUUGUGUCAGAUAACCCAGUGCCUAUUUACAUUAAAGGGACAUGGUGAAA
Sebastes umbrosus (honeycomb rockfish) is the source of this 2183-nucleotide messenger RNA. RefSeq names its product CD276 molecule (gene cd276). Lineage: Eukaryota; Metazoa; Chordata; Actinopteri; Perciformes; Sebastidae. The coding region runs from base 349 to 1281 and encodes 310 amino acids. The record is from RefSeq and is a predicted model, not a curated record. The transcript is spliced from 8 exons.